AUGGGUUUUGACUACGCGCUCGUUCAUCUCAAGUACACGAUCCCCCCGGCCGUGGGGCUUACCUGGCUCUAUCGCCCUUUCUUCACCAAACUUGACGUGUACAAGGUCGUCUACCUGAUAUUGGUCGCUGUGCUGUCGACCAUACCAUGGGACUCGUACCUCAUUCGCACCGGAAUCUGGAGCUACCCCGCCCAUGUCAUUGUUGGACCCAAGCUGCUGGAUAUCCCUCUGGAAGAGGUCUUUUUCUUCGUUGUGCAGACAUACAACACAUCGAUCCUCUAUCUUCUCCUCAGCAAGCCCACCUUUCAGCCUGUCUACCUCAGCCCUGAACGCGGCGCAUCCGGCCAUCGAUGGCGAUACACCAAAUUUGUUGGCCAAAUCUUCUUUUUGGGCGUGAUUGCGUGGGGAUGGCGUUGCAUCAAAGAUGACAGCAAAGGAACGUAUACUGGACUCAUCUUGAUAUGGGCCGGCCCGUUUCUGCUGCUGCUCUGGAGUCUUGCAUACCAAUUCAUCCUGGCGCUUCCUCUAACCAAUACCGCGGCACCCAUUAUCCUUCCGACACUCUACCUCUGGAUCGUCGAUACCUUGGCCUUGCGUAGAGGAACAUGGGUAAUCAACACAGGUACAAAAUAUGGCGUGCACUUAUGGGAUGGCCUCGAAAUUGAAGAAGCUCUCUUCUUCUUGGUCACCAACUCGCUUAUAGUGUUUGGUCAAUUGGCGUUUGACAAUGCUCUUGCAGUGCUAUACACCUUCCCGGCGUUAUUCUCGAAGCCCUCCCUGCUCCCAUCGCCCAUGGUCUUGAUGCGCGCUUUGCUCACUUCAUGCUCCAAGUACGACGAUGCGCGCCUUGUGGGCCUUAGCGAGGCUGUGCAUCGUCUCAAGCGAAAGAGCCGUAGUUUCUACCUCGCCUCCGCAACGUUCCCUGGACCUUUACGGGCGGAUUUGUUGCUACUCUACUCCUUCUGCCGCGUUGCUGAUGAUCUGGUGGACAAUGCCUCCUCUGCCGAUGAGGCCAAGGACUGGAUAGCGAAAUUGCGCAAGUUCCUGAAUAAUACUUACAGCGAUUCUGCAUCUAAGCCUAUUAUACAAGCCCAGGUCCGGGAAGACUUUCCGGCCGGCACGCAAUCUGCACUCCUACAGCUUCCAGCUGCUAAGCUCUCGCACCAACCGUUGGAGGAUCUUUUGCGCGGGUUUGAGAUGGACCUUGCUUUCGACAAGGAGCCUCUGGUCAAAACCACGGAGGAUUUGCGUUUGUACUCGGAGCGUGUGGCGGGCACUGUAGCUCAAAUGUGCAUUGAACUCAUCUUCAACUGGUAUCCUAGCGCUUUACCUGUUGAAGAGCAACGGACUAUAGUUGCUGCUGGUAACGGUAUGGGCGUGGCCCUGCAGUAUGUCAACAUUGCGCGCGACAUAGAAGUAGACGCUAAGAUUGGGCGUGUUUAUCUUCCUCUGAAGUGGCUUGCUGAAGUGGGGUUAAGUUACGACGAGGUAUUAAAGAAGCCAGAUCACACGCAAAUCGAGGCCUUGCGCAAGCGUCUUCUGAAGGAUGCAUUUUCUCUGUAUGAAGAGGCCAGAGAUGCGAUCGAGCGUUUGCCAAUUGAGGCGAGAGGCCCUAUCCGGGUCGCGGUUGAGAGCUACAUGGAGAUUGGAAGGGUCUUAGGACAGGACAACUUCAAAGUCAAAGCUGGACGUGCUACUGUGCCCAAGUCGAGGAGGAUAAUGCGUACUAUGUAUCAAAACCGGCUACUGGAUCCAACGGGCGCGUCUCUUGUUUCCACUAGCAGGAAGAAGAAGGGCGGGCCGCGGAUCGUAAACCGGUCGGCAAAAGGCAAUUACAAGAAGCUACUUUGGUUCAAACAGCCUUUUCCCGAUAACUAUACAGAUGAGACCACCUUUCUUGACCACCUUCAGCGUAAUCCAAGAUUGCAGCCCUACGAAUUUUGGUCACUGAUGGGUGACGCCACGGUCAUCGUGCAGCAUCUUGCAACAGUGAUCAUAUUUGCCUGCUGUUUCGUGGCCAUCAUUCAUGAUAGAGUUUCGCCUGUAGCCAUAGUGGGGUGGGCCACUUUAUGCACAGUUCUAGCCUGGUUCCUAUGGGACCAUUGGAUGGGCCAGGAGUUCGCGACCGUCUCCAACGUGGCAUCGACACCCACUUUAAAUACAGACAAAGCUGGACUACAACCCUCAUCAGCGCUCUCAGGACGAGCUCAACAGCGUCUAGCAACUGCCAAAUCAGCCCUGUUGAUUUAUGCGGCUUUACUUGGGCUCAGUCCGAUUCUCAAGUCACUGACACGCUCCACGACAAGUGAUUCAAUAUGGGCGUUGAGUACAUGGCUGCUGAUGAUGAACGUUGCCUUCUUUGACUACAGUGGAGGUACAGGUGCACAGUAUGAGAACCACUCUCCUUUUGAGUAUACAUGCGGCUAA
Molecule: messenger RNA, 2427 nt
Organism: Alternaria burnsii
Lineage: Eukaryota; Fungi; Ascomycota; Dothideomycetes; Pleosporales; Pleosporaceae
Product: terpenoid synthase
Exons: 6
Coding region: 1-2427 (808 amino acids)
Biological process (GO): GPI anchor biosynthetic process
Cellular component (GO): membrane
Molecular function (GO): intramolecular lyase activity; geranylgeranyl diphosphate synthase activity
Source: RefSeq, a predicted model, not a curated record